Jaculus jaculus (lesser Egyptian jerboa) is the source of this 5123-nucleotide messenger RNA. It is a transcript of the gene Cep85l, whose product is annotated as centrosomal protein 85 like. The transcript has 13 exons. The record is from RefSeq and is a predicted model, not a curated record. NCBI's taxonomy places the organism in Eukaryota, Metazoa, Chordata, Mammalia, Rodentia, Dipodidae. The coding region runs from base 6 to 2426 and encodes 806 amino acids. Gene Ontology annotation, cellular component: centrosome.
CCAAGAUGUGGGGCCGUUUCCUGGCCCCGGAGGCCGGCGGCCGGGACAGCCCCGGCGGAGCCCGCAGCUUCCCGGCGGGCCCAGAUUAUUCAUCAGCAUGGUUACCUGGUAAUGAAUCAUUGUGGCCGACCACAGCUGUUCCAUCUAACCAUCGAAAUAACCAUAUCAGGAGACAUAGUAUAGCAUCUGACAGUGGAGACACCGGCAUUGGCACUUCCUGUUCUGACAGCGUGGAAGAUCAUUCAACUUCAAGUGGCACUUUAUCUUUUAAGCCCAGCCAGUCAUUGGUUACUCUUCCCACUGCCCAUGUGAUGCCAUCCAACUCCAGUGCUUCAGCUUCCAAACAUAGGGAGUCCUUAGCAUCAGAUGUCUCUAAGUGGAGUACAAGCCUCAUGCAAACAUUGGGAGGCCACAAUAGGGGUGAGCAGGACUCUUCACUAGACAUGAAGGAUUUCCGGCCAUUGCGAAAAUGGUCAUCUUUGUCCAAACUUACUGCUUCGGAUAACUGCAGCCAGGCUGGCACUAUAUGCACAGAAGACUUGAGGGAUGGUUUGGAAAAGACAGGGAAGGGUAAGGCUUUUAUGACACAAUUAAGGACCUUUGGGCCUAACUGUUUACAUGAUAGUAUGGAGAUGCUUAAGCUGGAAGACAAAGAAAUGUAUAAGAAACGGUCAUCAACUCUGGACUGCAAGUAUAAAUUUGAGAGUUGUAACAAAGAGGACUUUCGAAGCUCUUCCUCCACUUUUAGGAGACAGACCUUAGACAUGACAUACAGUGCCUUACCUGAGAGCAAGCCCAUUGUGAAAAGCUCAGAGGUUUAUGAACCUCCAAAAUUUUUAAUGCUUGGUCAGCAGGCAGUAGGUGGACUUCCCAUUCAGCCUUCUGUGAGAACUCAGAUGUGGCUAACAGAACAGUUACGUACAAACCCACUGGAAGGCAGAACUACAGAGGAUUCGUACAGCUUAACCCCUUGGCAACAGCAGCAAAUUGAAGAGUUUCAACAAGGAAGUGAAACACCAAUGCAGGUUUUUACUGGAUCAUCUCGUCAAAGUUAUUCACCCUCUGGUUUUCAAGAUUUCAAUAAGUGGGAAUCAGUGCUGAAAAUAAAAGAAGGACUUCUAAGGCAAAAAGAAAUUGUAAUUGAUAGGCAAAAGCAACAAAUUACCCACCUGCAUGAGAAGAUAAGGGAUAAUGAAUUACGAGCACAGCAUGCCAUGCUAGGACAGUAUGUAAAUUGUGAAGACUCUUACAUGACUAGUUUACAGCCACAAUAUGACCACACUUCAGUCCAGACACCAUUUUCAGAGCAGUUACUGUCCCAACCUCAGCACGAGGAGCUUGAGCAGAAACUUGCUUCCACUGAGAAAGAGGUUUUGCAGCUCAAUGAGUUUCUCAAGCAAAGAAUAAACCAGUUUGGUGAAGAAAAAAAGAAACUGGAGGAAAAGCUGAAAACCAGAGAUAGAUACAUCAGCAGUCUGAAAAAGAAAUGCCAGAAGGAAUCUGAACAAAAUAAAGAAAAGCAGAGAAGAAUUGAAACUUUGGAAAAGUAUCUGGCUGAUCUUCCAACUCUAGAGGAUGUGCAGAGUCAGAGUCUCCAGCUGCAGGUUCUUGAAGAAAAAAAUAAGAAUUUGCAAGAAGCUUUGACAAAUACAGACAAAAAACUUGAAGAGAUCAAAAGACAAUGUCAAGACAAAGAAACACAAUUAGUAUGCCAGAAAAAGAAAGAAAAGGAAUUAGUAACUUCUAUUCAGAGCUUGCAACAAAAAGUAGAAAAAUGCCUUGAAGAUGGAAUUCGUCUUCCCAUGUUAGAUACCAAACAGCUUCAAAAUGAAAAUGACAAUCUCAGAGAGCAAAAUGAGACUGCUAGUAAGAUAAUAAAGAGCCAACAAGAUGAAAUCAACCGAAUGAGUUUAGAAAUUCAGUCCAUGCAAGGGAAACUUUCUAAAGAGAAAUUGGCUACAGAAAACAUGAUGGAAGAAUUGGAAAAGAAAGAAAGAAACCUGCAGAGAUUGACAAAAGCCCUGCGAGAAAACCAAAGACAAGCAGAAGAGACAUGCUGUUUAUUAGAUCAGAGCCACGAAGCAGACCAAUCUAGACAACAGACUACUCAUUCUAAAUGGCCUCGAUUUGACUUGACUGUGAUUGAUCAGCUGUUCAAGGAAAUGUCCUAUUGUUUGUUUGAUUUGAAAGCGUUGUGCAGUAUUCUUAAUCAGCGAGCUCAGGGCAAAGAGCCUAACCUUUCAUUAUUACUGGGAAUCCGAUCAAUGAACUGUUCAGCUGAAGAGACUGAAAAUGAUCACAGUCCAGAAGCACUCACUAAAAAACUGUCAGAUGUGUGCCAGUUACGGAGGGACAUUGAUGAAUUAAGGACUACAAUAUCAGACCGCUAUGCUCAGGACAUGGGAGACAACUGUGUUACACAGUGACGAAGUGUUUGUCCCACAGCAAUAAUGAUUCAUAGUUAAAUGCUGCUGUGUCAUGGUUCUGUGUUUUUCUUUUUAGGAGUUGAAAUGGAAAAUUCCUAGCUACAUGCCUUGCAUAUAGGGUUUUUGUUUGUUUUAUUGAGGAAGUAUUAAGUUAUCAAAUCAGGCCAAAAAAAAAUCAAAUUCCUAUUUGAAAACUGAGACAAAGCCUACUAGAAAAGAAAAAUAUCUGUAUUCUCAAACUACUGAUUGUAGGACCAAGCUGUGAACAGUACCCUUCAGACAAAGGGUUAGGGCUUCCUUUUCUCCUGUUUUCUGGGUGUGUUUGUGCAUGUAUGUAUGCACUUUAUUCAGAAAAUCCUACAGAUUUCAGUAGUCAUAAAGCAAAGCUUCUAAGAAAGGCACACAGUUUAUUCAUUUUGUAUAGAGGCUUCUGUUACUGUUGGGGAUUUUUCAAGGGUUGGCUGAUGACCUCCAACACCAGGGCAGUGUUCUGAUAUAGGAGGACAGCAGACAACAAAAAGAAUCAUUGUGUGUAGAUGGUCAGGUGCAGGAUUGGACUGAUAGUACUGAGCGGAUAUGUUUUUCCACAGUGAUGAUGGAUCGUCUUAGGGGUGUAAAAUUUUGAUGCAAUGAUCUUUUUCAUUAGCAUUAUAGUUUAUUAUUAGAAGGGAAAUUAACAUAAUUUAAAUUAAUUUGAACAUGACCCUUAUUAUUUACAAUUUUUUAUAUAUUUGUAUGUAUACCAAUAUAAGCAAAGCCAUGUAUAAUUAAUACCUUUUACAACCUCAAAUGUCUGUUGUAAAAUGAAAAAUUAACAAAAUAGUUGUGGAACAAUUGCUUAUUUACAUUUUAACAAUUUCUACUUUAGAGUUGAAACUACUUUAAGAGAGAACCAGUUCAUAUUUACAUCUGUUUGGUUUUUGUUUUUUCUGAGGUAGGGUCUUGCUGUAGCCCAGGCUGACCCAGAAGUCUCUAUGUAGCCUCAGACUGGCCUUAAACUCAUGGAGAUCCUCUACCUCUGCCUCCUGAGUGCUAGGGUAAAAGUAUCACCAUGCCUGGCUAUAUUUAUGUCUGAAUUAACACUAACAUGAAACAAAAUCUAAGUGUCAAUGCUAUUUUAAUAUGUUUUAUUUGGCUUAUUACAUUAUAAACAGAGUUUUUCAUGCAGCAUGAAAUUGGUAGGCUAGUUCAUAUGGAACACAGGGUGUUACUAUGAAAUGCAACUGAUUUUUUGUUUGUUUGUUUGUUUUGGUUUGGUUUGGUUUUCGAGGUAGGGUCUCACUCUAGCCCAGGCUGACCUGGAAUUCACUAUGGAGUCUCAGGCUGGCCUCAAACUCACGGCAAUCCUCCUACCUCUGCCUCCCGAGUACUGGGAUUAAAGGCAUGCGCCACCAUGCCCGGCAAAAUGCAACUGAUUUUAAACAGACAUACACAGUCAUUUAAGUUUCCAUUUGAAUAUUGUCCAUGUUUCAGUUGAUAUUUGUAAAGACUAUACUAAGUUUAUUACCUUCGGAAAAUUCACUAUAUUCUUUAAAGUGUAGGUAAAAUAUUGUCUUUUAAAAGUUGAUUUGAUUUUUUUGAUGUAACCAAGUUUCAUUCAGGCUACACUAAAAAAUAAGAAAAGAUGUGAAACAAGCAGGAUCUUGACUGAGAGGAUAUCACAUAUAUACUGAUGUAAAGGUUGUUUCUAGAAAAAGUUUUUCUUAAUAGUAAAGGAUCGUGGGAUAGGGCUUUCAAGGAGACUAUAAAGACACUCAGUUCAGAAUUUUGGCUUAUAUUAUACUCUCCAAAAGUUGUUUCUAUAGUUAUUUUUCAAGAAUUUAUUAUAAUACAUCAUAAAGACAUUAGAUUUCUAUUUAGUGCUUGAGUUUCCACCCUCCCCCCAACUUUUCUCUUAGGAUGAAAAUGUAUUCAUUCAUUCGUUAAUGUUAGUGCUUUAAGGACAAUCAAGAAGUCAUAAGUUUGUGCCAAAAUUCAGAUACAAAAAAAUUCUUUGCAAAAAUUAAUAUCUGCACAGAUGACCCCAUACAGGAGAUACCAGCAAGGGGGCAUUUUAUCUUCUCCCCACCCCCUUGCCAUGACUUCAGAAAUAGAAAGGCUUAAAAUGGUAGACCUCAUGAGAAACCGUUACCAAUUCUGAUCAGCAGUUUCUUGAGUUUCUUUUAGGUUUUAGUUUACUUUGGGGAUUUUAUCGUUAUUGUUAUGGUUGGUUGAAACAAAUUUAUAGUUAUUUGUCUUAAUUUGUAGGUACAGAUUCAAGGUUUACCCUCUUGAUAUGAAAUGCUGUUUUAGUGACUUUUCUUAUAAAAUUUAAUUCACAUUUUGGAGUUGAUAUUUUUAACUUAGGAAAUUAAUAAAGUGCUACUGAGGCAUUUCAAUUUCUAAAUUGUGUACUAAACCUUAAAAGGUGUUAAGGUAUGAUAGUAUAACUAUAAUGGAUUACAGAAUAUAAUCUCUUAAAGGCUGGAGUUAGUUAGUAGGCCUCAACAAUAGGUAGACAGCCUUGGAGGGGAUUUUGAGGAAAAUUAAACUGGUAGUAUUCUAGUUAAUAUUUGUGUUUUUUAUUUUGAAGUUUUUUUAAAUACCUCUCCUCAGGAUACCCUUUUGUGUAACAACAGUAAUAACAGUAGUGUCACAUUGAGAACAAAGGUUUUAUGAUUAGGUUAAUUGGGCAAAUAGCAAUAUUAUAGCAUUUCA